Messenger RNA from Rotaria sordida, 480 nucleotides. The record is from the annotation of a GenBank genome assembly. Lineage: Eukaryota; Metazoa; Rotifera; Eurotatoria; Philodinida; Philodinidae.
AUGUCAUUCGAUCUCGUCCGUUAUGAUCUGGCUCCAGCUGGAUAUACACCUGGUAUGAAAUUUAGUGGGUCGUUUGUGAAGCCUGCUCAUUUCUCCUUUCCUCCAUCCUCAAUGUGGUCGUCUCGGUAUGCUAAAUACACGGAGAACAUCGUUGGCGGUCGAAUUGGAAGUGUCACUGUACAAUUGAUCGAAGAUGGCAUACCUGUCCAUUCUCUGAAGAUAACCGAACAGCAGUAUCAUAGCAUGCCUGUUUACUCAUCAGCUCCAAAAUUGUUAUGGGGUGAAUUCGUACAGGUCUUGAAAGUAUUUAUGUUGGGUAAUCAACAAGAACGCGAAUCAGACAUUGUGAACGCCUUCGAUCUUCUUGAUCAACAGACAAGAGGUCUCUACGGCAGGCCAGUCAGCCUACCUGACGGCCUGAUUUCACCAGACGAACUCCGAGCAUUCUUGUCGAUCCUUUGUGAUGAAGUAUUUGUUUAA